Molecule: messenger RNA, 1063 nt
Organism: Dama dama (fallow deer)
Lineage: Eukaryota; Metazoa; Chordata; Mammalia; Artiodactyla; Cervidae
Gene: PACRG
Product: parkin coregulated
Exons: 5
Coding region: 129-902 (257 amino acids)
Cellular component (GO): cytosol; vesicle; neuron projection
Molecular function (GO): Hsp70 protein binding; Hsp90 protein binding
Source: RefSeq, a predicted model, not a curated record
GAAGGGGUUGAAUUUCUACCAUUAACGCGCCUUUUUCCAUUUUUUUCCCCCGACCUCCUUCUCACAUCCAUAAAUCUCACUGACUCUUUUACUACACGUUGUUUGAGAACAAGACAUUUUCUAGGAAGAUGGUGGCAGAAAAAGAGACCCUGAGCUUAAACAAAUGCCCAGCCAAGCUGCCGACGAGGACCAAGCUCCUGGCCCAGCAGCCGCUCCCGGUGCACCAGCCUCACUCCCUGGUUUCUGAGGGCUUCACAGUCAAAGCCAUGAUGAAAAACUCAGUCGUGAGAGGCCCUCCAAGUGCAGGAGCAUUCAAAGAAAGACCCACCAAACCCACAGCGUUUCGAAAAUUUUAUGAACGAGGAGACUUCCCAAUUGCCCUUGAACAUGAUUCGAAAGGAAACAAAAUAGCGUGGAAGGUAGAAAUUGAGAAGCUGGAUUACCAUCAUUAUCUGCCUCUGUUUUUUGAUGGGCUCUGUGAAAUGACAUUUCCCUAUGAGUUUUUCGCUCGGCAAGGAAUCCACGACAUGCUGGAACACGGGGGGAACAAGAUUCUUCCUGUCAUUCCACAGCUCAUUAUCCCGAUAAAAAAUGCCUUGAACCUCCGGAACCGACAGGUCAUCUGCGUCACUCUUAAAGUCCUACAGCAUCUGGUCGUGUCAGCUGAGAUGGUGGGUGAAGCGUUGGUGCCCUACUACCGUCAACUCCUUCCCAUCCUGAACAUCUUUAAGAAUAAGAAUGUGAACUCCGGGGACGGCAUUGACUACAGCCAGCAGAAGCGGGAGAACGUCGGCGACUUGAUCCAGGAGACGCUGGAGGCCUUCGAGCGCUACGGUGGCGAAGAUGCCUUCAUCAACAUCAAGUACAUGGUCCCCACCUACGAGUCGUGCUUGCUGAACUAGUGGGGAGGCAGCUGGGCUGGGCGGAGGGGUGCUCCCCGGGGUCCUCCCCGCCACCCGUCUCUGCCGCUGCUGGCAUCUCCUUAUCCGCGACUUCGGCCGCUCAGCGCUUCCACAGCUGCCCAAAUAGCGGCUCACGGGCCCUCGGAUUGUUAGCCCUUUGA